AUGGAGUUCAACCUGCCAAUGAGUUCUUGGCUGGCGCUUCCAGACUCCACCAUCGAGUUCUGGCACGCAAACCGCACCGCCAUCAUCCUGUCCACUUUCACUGUUCUUGUCAUCCUGCGCGUGUAUUUGCAUGUCACGGAGGGCAACGAGCCUCUCCACGUUUUCCCCAAGAUCUACAACGAGAAGACGGUCCAAAAUGCGAUUCCUGCACGGCUUGAGGAAACGGUGGACGAGGCGAAAGGCAGCAAGCCUGCUGGUCCGCGCAGGAUAAAAGGAGAGCUGACCAAACGAAGGGAGACGCAAACACCUGGUUCAAGGCAGAUCAAGACUUUGGUCUUCUACUCGUCCGUGACAGGAAACACCGAGAAAAUCGCAAAGCAGUUCGUCGAGAACUUCUCCGGGCUGUUGCAAGGGGUACCAAGCGGCCCAAACUGCACUUUCGCUACCUCGGAAGCCCUUGACCUAGCGGAAGUCGACCUCGAUGAGUUUUUUAUCACACCCCCAAAGCCGAAUUCUGACGGAGAUGUCACUACGGAAUUAUUCUAUCUAUUCUUGUUGCCGAGUUACAACAUCGACACGAUCAACGACACAUUCCUGGAGCACCUGAAGGAGACACAUCACGAUUUCAGGAUAGAUACAGCACCCCUCUCAAAACUACUCGGGUACUCCGUUUUCGGUUUCGGCGAUAAGGAGAAUUGGCCUACGGAGGAGGAAGGAUAUUGUAUUCAGGCGAAAGAAGUUGACAAAUGGAUGGCCAAGUUGACAGGUCGCAAGCGGGCGUACCCCCUUGGCAUGGGUGAUAUCAAGCGCGACGGCACAGAAAGGUUGAGCGAGUGGACGAAUGGUCUCUCCGACAUCCUCGGCCAGCUGGCCCGGGAUGGGACUUUGGGUGAAGGCGUUGUUGGCUCGGGAGAUGCUGUAGAAAGCGACGACGAGGCCGAGCUGGACGAAGAUGACGGAGAGGUCGUGUUCGAAGAACAGGAGCAAGCGAAACCACGCAAACCGAAGGCUUCAGCAACAUUGGAUGAUCUGGAGGACCUCGGUCGGGUGUUGCAGAAUGCCAAGGAUGAAGGCAAUGCGAAACCAACCGCGCCACUGGCUGUUGACUUCACGACCGAAUCGAAGAAAAGGGCGCCGAUCCAGACCGUCAAGGAGAUGGUCCCGAAAGAAUCGCCAACUUUUAAAUCCCUGACAAAGCAGGGCUACUCGAUAGUAGGCUCACACUCAGGAGUCAAAAUCUGCCGCUGGACGAAAUCUGCCCUUCGCGGUCGAGGCUCUUGCUACAAGUUCUCUUUUUACGGCAUCAAAUCUCACCAGUGUAUGGAGACCACACCAUCGUUAUCGUGCUCCAACAAGUGCGUCUUUUGCUGGCGGCAUGGAACGAAUCCCGUUGGGACGACCUGGCGAUGGGUUGUUGACCCUCCGGACUUAAUUUUCAAAGGCGUCAAAGAGGGCCACUACAAGAAGAUCAAAAUGAUGCGUGGGGUGCCUGGAGUUAGGGCUGAGCGUUUCUCAGAGGCGAUGAAAAUCCGCCACUGUGCCUUGUCAUUGGUCGGAGAACCAAUCUUCUACCCUCACAUCAAUGAGUUCUUGGAGAUGCUGCACGGCGAACGCAUAAGCAGCUUUCUUGUCUGCAACGCGCAGCACCCGGACCAGCUUGCUGCUUUGAAGCACGUCACUCAGCUGUACGUCAGCAUAGAUGCGAGCAACAGGGAAUCGCUGCGCAAAAUCGACAGGCCGCUGCAUAGGGACUUCUGGGAACGUUUCCAGCGGUGCCUGGAAAUCCUACGGGAGAAGAGGUUCAAGCAACGGACUGUUUUCCGACUCACUUUAGUGAAGGGGUUCAACAUCGAUGAUGAAGUGAAGGGAUAUGCAGACCUUGUGGAGAAGGCCCUGCCGUGUUUCGUGGAGGUCAAGGGCGUGACGUAUUGCGGUACGUCAACUUCCUCCAGUGCGGGCCUGUCGAUGGCGAAUGUACCGUUUUACGAUGAGGUAUGCGAGUUUGUGACAGCGCUCGAUGGUGAACUCAAUCGCCGGGGUCUUCAGUACGGGAUCGCCGCAGAGCAUGCCCAUAGUUGUUGUAUUCUGCUGGGAAGCGACCGUUUCAGAGUGGAUGGGAAAUGGCACACUCAGAUCGACUACGCUCGAUACUUUGAGCUGCUCGAGGAAAGGGGGCCAGACGGAGAGUUUAGUCCAGAGGACUACAUGGGCGAAGAGACGCCCGAGUGGGCCACUUGGGGCAAUGGUGGUUUCGACCCAAGGGAUCAAAGGGUUGAUAGGAAGGGCAGGCCGAUCGACAUUUGA
Diaporthe amygdali is the source of this 2304-nucleotide messenger RNA. RefSeq lists its product as uncharacterized. Lineage: Eukaryota; Fungi; Ascomycota; Sordariomycetes; Diaporthales; Diaporthaceae. The coding region runs from base 1 to 2304 and encodes 767 amino acids. Gene Ontology annotation, molecular function: 4 iron, 4 sulfur cluster binding; catalytic activity; FMN binding. The record is from RefSeq and is a predicted model, not a curated record. Gene Ontology annotation, biological process: wybutosine biosynthetic process. The transcript is spliced from 2 exons.